Tachysurus fulvidraco (yellow catfish) is the source of this 2854-nucleotide messenger RNA. Its product is annotated as tyrosine-protein kinase CSK. Lineage: Eukaryota; Metazoa; Chordata; Actinopteri; Siluriformes; Bagridae. The record is from RefSeq and is a predicted model, not a curated record. The transcript has 14 exons. Gene Ontology annotation, biological process: regulation of Fc receptor mediated stimulatory signaling pathway; protein phosphorylation; adherens junction organization. Gene Ontology annotation, molecular function: ATP binding; protein tyrosine kinase activity; protein binding. Bases 335 to 1687 code for a protein of 450 amino acids.
GCAUGCGCAGUGCGCGGAGCCCAUUUCCUCUUCUGCAGGCCUGGCUGAGUGAGAGAGCAGCAGCAGCAGCAGCAGAAAUCAGUUCCGUUUUAUUUCUACAGCGUUUUGACUGGAUGAUAAACCGAAUUAAGCUCCUUUUCCGCCCCCAAGACAAGUCCGUGAAGUAGAAGGCGUCUGUUUAGUGCCUGAGGAGAGACAGAAAGGGAAACAGCUCCAACACGAAUCUUGAUUUCUGAGCUGAACCGCAGUUGCUGAGAAUAAGAGCAGAGCUCUGAUGCUACCUGUUACUCUGUGACACCUGCUUGUGGAGACUUCGACCCCCCCGACACACACAAUGUCUGGGCUACAGACACCAUGGCCGCCGGGUACGGAGUGUGUGGCUAAGUAUAACUUUCAGGGCACCACAGAGCAGGAUCUGCCCUUCUCUAAAGGAGACGUCCUCAGCAUCAUCGGAGUCACAAAGGACCCUAACUGGUACAUGGCAAAGAGCACAGUGGGGAAGGAGGGAACAAUUCCAGCCAACUACGUGCAGAAACGAGAAGGAGUGAAAUCAGGAGGGAAACUGAGCCUGAUGCCAUGGUUCCACGGUAAGAUAACGCGGGACCAGGCCGAGCGGUUGCUCUACCCUCCAGAGACGGGGCUCUUCCUGGUGCGCGAGAGCACCAACUACCCCGGCGACUACACGCUAUGUGUGAGCUGUGAGGGGAAGGUGGAGCAUUACCGCAUCAUCUACCACAACGGCAAGCUGUCCAUCGAUGAGGAGGAGUACUUCGAGAAUCUCAUGCAGCUGGUGGAGCAUUACACCAAAGACCCUGAUGGUCUGUGUACUCGAUUGAUCAAGCCAAAGCUCAUGGAGGGAACAGUCGCAGCACAGGAUGAGUUCUCCAGGAGUGGCUGGGCUCUCAAAAGAAAGGACCUGAAACUCAUUCAGACCAUCGGCAAAGGAGAGUUUGGAGACGUAAUGGUGGGAGACUACAGAGGGACCAAGGUGGCGGUGAAGUGCAUCAAACACGACGCCACGGCGCAGGCCUUCAUCGCCGAGGCUUCAGUCAUGACGCAAAUGAGGCAUCCUAACCUGGUGCAGCUGCUGGGAGUGAUCGUGGAGGAAAGGGGCAGCCUUUUUAUCGUCACCGAGUACAUGGCCAAGGGCAGUUUGGUGGACUACCUGCGCUCACGAGGUCGCACUGUGCUUGGGGUUGACUGCCUACUCAAAUUCUCACUUGAUGUGUGUGAGGCAAUGGAGUACCUCGAGGCCAAUAACUUUGUGCACAGGGACCUGGCGGCGCGGAACGUUCUGGUAUCCGAUGACAACAUCGCCAAAGUGAGCGACUUCGGUCUGACCAAGGAAGCGUCAUCCACUCAGGACACGGCCAAGCUGCCCGUUAAAUGGACGUCGCCCGAGGCACUUCGAGAGAAGAGGUUUUCCACCAAGUCUGACGUGUGGAGUUACGGUGUCCUUCUGUGGGAGAUUUACUCCUUCGGCCGUGUGCCUUACCCCAGAAUUCCUCUGAAGGAGGUGGUGCCACGGGUGGAGAAGGGCUAUAAGAUGGACGCUCCGGACGGCUGCCCCACAGUGGUGUACGACCUCAUGAAGCAGUGCUGGACCCUAGACCCGGUGAUACGGCCUUCGUUCCGUAUGCUGCGCGAGAAGCUGCAGCACAUCAGAGCUAAAGAACUCUACCUGUGAAGAGAAGGGGUGCCACACCCAGGCUUUUUACCCAGGAGGAGGUGGGGAGGAGGGUAGAGACACAGCAGGCUCCUUCCUCAUCAAGCAGCGUUUCAGGCUCCGGCUUGUCCUUUCAUUCGUUUUUGAGAAUUUUAUUAUUUUUUUGAACUUUUGAUCUGGACACACUUGCUUUGUUUCUGUGGGGAGUGAAAGUGUAUUAGGGGUGUGUGUGUGUGUGUGUGUGUGUGUGUGUGUGUGUGUGUGAUUAAGCACCUAGUGUCCUAAUGGUGCCCUGCCUUCUUUGUGUUUUUUUAUAUUAUACCAUGCUGAUAUUCUUUUGCCUAAAAGUAUUUGCCCAAUACUCUCUCUCUCUCUCUCUCUCUCUCUCUCUCUCUCUAUGGCAUUAACAUGUGGAAGGCUGGCCUUUUCUCCAUUGUUUUGUCGGAUGCAUUUCUCUCUCUCUUCUCUCUCUCCUCUCUCUCUCUCACAUUCUCCAGAUCUCCCAUCUCUCUCUUCCUCCUCCUGUAUCUCGUGGCACAGGCUCUAUCCGCAUGCGCCUCCUCCAUGGUGUAUGUGUGUGUUCACGUGUGAGUGUGUGAGGCGUUCGUUCUGUGCCUGAGUGCCUCCAGAUGGCAGAACUGAUGCCUCUCACGUCCCCCUCCUCUGCCACACUGACUUGUUUUUGUUUUUAUUCCUUUUUUUUAUCAGACUUUUUUUAAGCGAUCGUCAUUUUUGUUGAUUUGUCUGCUGUGUUUAUUUCCUGUCUCUCCACGUCAAACAACAUCUGACCUGGGACAAUUGCAAAAAGCUGGAGCGAUGCACAAAUUCACAAACACGUAAUUGUGUACACACACACACACACACAUUCACACAUGCAUUUCCCAGUAGAGUUCAAACUGCGCCGGCCAAAACAGUACACACCAAGCAGUUUACCCAUAAACCCUCGGGAUGCGGGGGUGGCCUGAAAAUGGCAGAACUCUUUGUGCUUGUUUUAUAUUAAAAUGUAUUUAAAGGACUUUAAAGAAGAACACCUGACAAAAGGCAAAGAAUACUCUUUGUAUACUGACGGCGAUUUGGCGAGUGAGCGAACGAGUGAAAGAGAGAGAGGCCUGGGGUUAAUCUUUCAGUGCUUUCAAUGUUCAUUGUUUGAUUAUGCUGCCAUGAUUACGAAUAAAUCAUUCCAUCAGA